This is a messenger RNA of Propithecus coquereli (Coquerel's sifaka), 3117 nucleotides long. It is a transcript of the gene FBXO10, whose product is annotated as F-box protein 10. Gene Ontology annotation, molecular function: protein binding. The transcript is spliced from 10 exons. The coding region runs from base 7 to 2877 and encodes 956 amino acids. Lineage: Eukaryota; Metazoa; Chordata; Mammalia; Primates; Indriidae. Gene Ontology annotation, biological process: regulation of apoptotic process; protein ubiquitination; ubiquitin-dependent protein catabolic process. The record is from RefSeq and is a predicted model, not a curated record.
GCGACCAUGGAGGCUGGCGGCCUCCCCCUGGAGCUGUGGCGCAUGAUCUUAGCCUACCUGCACCUUCCCGACCUGGGCCGCUGUAGCUUGGUAUGCAGGGCCUGGUAUGAACUAAUCCUCAGUCUCGACAGCACGCGCUGGCGGCAGCUGUGCCUGGGCUGCACCGAGUGCCGCCAUCCCAACUGGCCCAACCAGCCUGACGUGGAGCCUGAGUCUUGGAGGGAGGCCUUCAAACAGCAUUACCUUGCCUCCAAGACAUGGACCAAGAAUGCCCUGGACUUGGAGUCCUCCGUCUGCUUUUCUCUAUUCCGCCGGAGGAGGGAACGACGUACCCUGAGUGUCGGGCCAGGCCAUGAGUUUGACAGCCUGAGCAGUGCAUUGGCCAUGGCCAGCCUAUAUGACCGAAUUAUGCUCUUCCCAGGUGUAUAUGAAGAGCAAGGUGAAAUCAUCCUAAAGGUGCCCGUGGAGAUUGUAGGGCAUGGCAAGUUGGGCGAAGUGGCCCUUCUAGCCAGCAUUGAUCAGCACUGCUCAACCACACGCCUGUGCAACCUCGUCUUCAUGCCGGCCUGGUUCUCACCCAUCAUGUAUAAGACAACGUCAGGUCAUGUCCAGUUUGACAACUGCAACUUUGAGAACGGACACAUCCAGGUCCAUGGCCCGGGUACCUGCCAAGUGAAGUUUUGCACCUUCAAAAACACUCAUGUCUUCUUGCACAACGUGCCCCUGUGCGUCCUGGAAAACUGUGAAUUCGUGGGCAGUGAAAACAACUCUGUGACUGUUGAGGGUCACCCAUCUGCAGAUAAGAACUGGGCCUACAAGUAUCUACUAGGACUUAUCAAGUCCUCUCCCCCUUUGCUCCCUCCAGAGGACUCUGACUUUUUAAUGUCCCUGGACCUAGAGAGCCGGGACCAGGCUUGGAGCCCAAGGACCUGUGACAUUGUAAUCGAGGGCAGCCAGAGCCCUACCAGCCCAGCUGCUAGCUCCCCAAAGCCAGGCUCCAAGGCUGGCUCACAGGAGGCAGAGGUGGGCAGCGAUGGGGAAAGGGUGGCCCAGACCUCAGACAGCAGUGAUGGAGGCCUGAGUCCCAGUGGUGAGGAAGAGGACGAGGACCAGCUCACGUACAGACUGUCCUACCAAGUGCAGGGCCCGCGCCCUGUAUUGGGGGGCUCCUUUCUGGGCCCUCCACUGCCAGGAGCAUCCAUUCAGCUGCCCAGCUGCCUAGUGCUGAACUCGCUGCAGCAGGAACUGCAGAAGGACAAGGAGGCCAUGGCGCUGGUGAACUCCGUGCAGGGCUGCCUCAUCCGCAAGUGCCUGUUCCGGGAUGGGAAGGGAGGCGUCUUAGUCUGCUCCUAUGGCCAAGCCAAGAUGGAAGGAAACAUCUUCCGGCACCUGACUUACGCAGUGCGCUGUAUACAUAAUAGCAAGAUCGUCAUGCUCAGGAAUGACAUUUACCGCUGCCGAGCGUCAGGCAUCUUUCUUCGCUUGGAGGGCGGAGGCUUGAUCGCGGGCAACAACAUUUACCACAACGCGGAGGCUGGUGUAGACAUCAGGAAAAAGUCCAACCCACUCAUACUGUGUAACCAGAUCCACCACGGCCUUCGCUCUGGCAUUGUCGUCCUUGGCAAUGGGAAAGGCAUCAUCCGGAACAAUCAAAUCUUUUCAAAUAAGGAGGCUGGCAUUUAUAUCCUGUACCAUGGAAAUCCAAUCGUGAGCGGGAACCACAUCUACAAGGGCCGUGCAGCCGGCAUAGCAGUGAACGAGAAUGGCAAGGGCCUCAUCACAGAAAACGUCAUCCGUGAGAAUCAGUGGGGAGGUGUAGACAUCCGCCGCGGAGGGAUCCCCGUCCUCAGGAGCAACCUCAUCUGCUUUGGCUAUUCAGACGGGGUGGUCGUGGGAGAUGAAGGCAAAGGGCUGAUAGAAGGAAACACCAUCUAUGCUAACAAGGGCUGUGGUGUGUGGAUGAUGUCAUCCAGCCUGCCCCACGUCACCAGCAACCACGUCAGCUACAAUGGCCUGUACGGAGUAGCAGUGUUCAGCCAGAAGGACGGCUCUGGUGAGUUUCCUGGAGGUCACGGGGUCCAGGAGAACUUCAGCGAGGACAGGGAUGCCAUCCUCUGGGAGACAGAGCUGGAGAAGGAGGAAGACCCACUGCGCCGGCCCAUCACCACAGCUCUCGUUGAGUCCAACAGUAUUAAUCACAAUGGAGCCUCGGGACUCUAUGUCCAGAGCAGCGAGGCACUGCAUGUCCUCACCAACGUGAUCCACGCUAAUGGGGACAGAGGCAUCACUGUGGCCCAGAGCAGCCAGCCCACCCGUGUGGCCAACAACAGCAUCUCCUGCAACCGGCAGAGUGGGGUCAAGGUCGAGGCCCAGUGCAAGGUGGAACUCCGGGGCAAUGGUAUCUAUGACAACAGAGGCCAUGGCAUUAUCACCAGGGGUGAUAGCACCGUUGUCAUCGAAAAUGACAUCAUUGGCAACCGGGGCAGUGGGCUGCAGCUGCUGCCCAGGUCUGACACUAAGGUAAUAAAGAACCGGAUCCACUCAUUCCGGGCCUACGGCAUUGCAGUGCGAGGCCGCGCCAAGGCCCUGGUGCAGGAGAACAUCAUCUUCCAGGGCAAAACCAACAAGACCAUCUUUCAGCAGAUCUCAAACAACCGAGAAUGUAUCAUGCAAAACAACAAGUUCCUGGUCUUCAAGAAAAAGUCUGAUACAUGGCGCCUGGUGAACCCACCAGCACGGCCUCACCUUGAAAACUCUCUCAGAGGCCCCUCUGCAGCCCACAAUGGGCAGAAGGUGACAGCUAUGGCAACCAGGAUCACAGCCCGUGUGGAAGGUGGUUACCACAGCAACCGCAGCAUCUUCUGCACCAUCCUAUGAAGACGACACCUGCUCAGGUCCAGGCCCUGACAGGUGCUCAGAAGAGCUAAGACAAAAAUAGUGCCUGAGAAACCUCCGGCCCAUCCCCUCCUCUAACUACUCCCCUGAUAAAACAGGUCUCAGGCCUCCUGGGGACCUAGGAACCUCCAAAACACUUCAGCCUCCACGGCCCUCAGUGGGAAGGAACUUGGAAAUGUUUUUCAAGGAGAAAAAGAGAUAGAAGUUGGUGGGUUUCCAGUC